AUGGAAACGAUAAGUUUCUGCAUUGAGUUGGAAGAAGGAUGGGAAAUCGUGCAGAAAGGAAUUACAAAAGUGAUAAAUAUUAUUGAAGGUGUCCCUGAUGAAUCACCAAUGGACGCGGAUUAUUGGAUGAAUCUGUACACAACAGUUUUUAAUAUGUGCAGUCACAUACCUGGUCAUGGUUAUUCUGAAGAGCUUUACGAAAGAUACCAAGGUCUUCAUAAUGAUUAUUUGCAAUCAAAAGUUUUACCAGCUAUUCAAGAGAAGCAGGAUGAUGCAUCUAUGUUGCAAGAACUCGUUAAGAGGUGGGCUAAUCAUAAGGUUCUGGUAAGGAAGCUUUGUCGACUUUUCUCUUAUCUCGACAGUAAAUACGUUCAUCGGUGUGGAAUUCCUUCGUUAAAAGAUGUCGGGUUUAGUUGCUUUCGUAAAAUUGUGUAUGAGAAUAUGAAAGUGAAAGUUAAAGAUCCUGUUAUUUUGUUGAUUAAUCGAGAACGCGAGGGAAAUGAGAUUGAUAGGACUUUGGUCAAGGAUGUCUUAGGGAUUUUUGUUGAAAUUGGGAGUGAGAAUGCUAAAGAUAAGCUGAAUUAUUAUGUCAAUGAUUUCGAAACUGCAUUUUUAACUGACAUGGUCGAUUAUUAUACUCGGACUGGUUCUAAUGAGAUCGCGGCUUCAGAAUGUUUUCAAAGAGAGAAGGAUAGGGUUUCUCACUAUUUGCAUUCCAGUACUGAGGAGAGGGUGUUGAAACAAGUUCGAGGUCAAGGUGUUGCUUGA
Papaver somniferum (opium poppy) is the source of this 768-nucleotide messenger RNA. RefSeq names its product cullin-1-like. NCBI's taxonomy places the organism in Eukaryota, Viridiplantae, Streptophyta, Magnoliopsida, Ranunculales, Papaveraceae. The transcript has a single exon. The record is from RefSeq and is a predicted model, not a curated record. Gene Ontology annotation, biological process: ubiquitin-dependent protein catabolic process; protein ubiquitination. The coding region runs from base 1 to 768 and encodes 255 amino acids. Gene Ontology annotation, cellular component: cullin-RING ubiquitin ligase complex. Gene Ontology annotation, molecular function: ubiquitin protein ligase binding.